AUGCCUGAUUCAAACAGCACGACUAACAGAAAAUGGAAGAGGUUUGCCAAAAAUUGGGAGUUUAAAAUUGCAGUGUUUGUUAUUCUUUACUUUGUGUUUUCACAUUAUGUAUUGGAGAAUACACAUAAUGUCAAAGAAAGAGGUUUAAACAAGCAUUUGAAAGUGAUUCCAGAAGAAGUUAUAUCUUAUUACGAAAAGCAACCAUUGGAUAAUCCCGACAGAUUGGCAUAUAUGCAAUAUGCAACAAACUACGACUAUCUCAACUUAGCAAUAAUGAACUUUGCUCAUCUUCGAGACGGCAAUACUCGGAUUCCAAAUUUGGUUAUAUUGUAUGAUGAAGUACUACAACACCACACAUCUCAUAAAUGGAACAACUUGUAUCAGGUGGCAAAUCACUACAAUAUUACAUUGAAGCCAGUUCCCUUGGUUAAGGUUUACUACAACGAUGAUACUCCAUGGGCAGCUUCAUUUACCAAAUUUCAUGUUUUCAAUCAAGUUGAAUUUGAAAGGAUUGUUUACUUUGAUUCUGACUCGAUGUUAAUUCGUCCCAAAGUUGACAAUGGCGAGAUAUUUAGCUCACACUCUAACAUAGAUGAGCUAUUCAAGAUUCCAAGGGAGCUUGAAUUUGUUUUGCCACAGGCGUAUUGGUUAAACAAUGUCGUUGAAGGAAAAUCUUCAUUGAAAUACAAAAAGAAGGUGGAGAUUCCUGACUCCAAAAGGUACGGGUUGCGGAUGAGAAAAUUGGUCAAUGACAUAUCUGAAACCAAGAAUUGGAGAUUGCUACCCUCGUUGGUAUUCGAAGCACACAAAUUCGACAAUCCACGCAACUUUUUUGCCAACCACGUAAUGGUAGUGACACCUUCUAGAACAACAUUUGACCAUAUAAUGAAGUAUGUGUAUAAUCCAAUACAUUGGUCACUAACAAACAGAAAAAAAUUGAGAAAGAAAUCAGAGUACGACAUGGAGAUUUUGAACAAGUACUUGGACAAUGAACUAGCAAAGGGAAACAUCAACGUUGGCAUUCUACCACAUCGUGUUUAUGGAGUUCUAACCGGCGAGUUUCGUGAGCCAUGGCACGAAAGAUUUGUUGUUGAACCGCAAUAUCUACCGUUUAUCAAAAAACGAUCGAACCGAGGUUGGGAUCCAAUAAAAAUGUUGCAAAAGAUCAAAUUGAUUCACUUCUCAGAUAGUCCCAUACCCAAGCCAUGGGAAAUGGAGAAUGGGGAAGACGAGUAUGAACAACCAUACAGUACAAAACUAAUCUACUGUAAAACUGGGAACAUGACGGAAUACCAUGCCAAAUACACCCAUUUCAAACCACGUCUUGUCGAUGAUUGUGAUAGUGUUGAAAUAUGGAAUUGGUUUCGCAAGCAAUUCAAUAAAGAAAAAGAAGGGAUUUGGUAUAGUGAGUGA
Molecule: messenger RNA, 1413 nt
Organism: Lodderomyces parapsilosis
Lineage: Eukaryota; Fungi; Ascomycota; Pichiomycetes; Serinales; Debaryomycetaceae
Product: glucose N-acetyltransferase
Exons: 1
Coding region: 1-1413 (470 amino acids)
Molecular function (GO): glycosyltransferase activity
Source: RefSeq, a predicted model, not a curated record